CGCAAUUAGAAAUGUCAAAUGUCAAGUGCUAAACUGUCAGUAAUCAACAAAAACCAAAUUUUUUUUAAUUAACAAAGUGAUGAAUAUAGCAGAAAACGGUGACUAAUGUAAAAAGAAAUAGUAAUAUAUAAGAACAUUUUGUUAUUGUUCGAAAUGAUAGAUAUUUAAUGUUAUCGGGAAGAGCUAAUAGAGUACAACGAAAUAAUGCACUUCUCAAUACCUUAUACCGUUGAAGAAUCAACUGGUACCAACUCCUACACAGGUUACAACAUUUAUAUUAAUGGCAGUUAUCACUGUUGUUUGAGAUAUAAACAAAUGCAUGCAUUCCACGAACAGUUACGACGGCGUUGUUCGGAGUUAAAUAUACAAUUGCCAGCAUUUCCGCCUAAACGUUUAUUACCUUUAACUAAUGGACAACUUGAAACAAGACGCGCUGCACUUGAACAUUAUUUGCAGUUAAUUGGACAAGAUGUACGGGUAUCGAAGCUUGAUAUAUUUCAAAAUUUUCUUCUUAAUGCUCAACAGGAAACGGCUGCAGCAGAAAGUAUACUGGAGGACUUUGGGGACGUAACACAAGAAACAACACAGGAAGUUAUACUCAUGAACGGUUAUCAGUUGCAGGUCAACUGUCAUAUAGGUGACAAUUCCGGCAUAUUAUUGGAAAAAGUAUGCCAAAGUAUACAUUUGCCAUUGCAUUUAGUACCGUAUUUCUGUUUGUUUUUGAUGCGCAAAGAUGCGAAGGAUACUGUGGUGCUAUUACGUAGACUUAUGGAUUUUGAAUCGCCCUUUUUAUCACGUUUACAGGCAAAACCUUGCCAAAUUCUUUUACGCAAAAGCUAUUGGAAUCCAAUAUAUGAUAUGAAUUUAUUACAGGAUUCGGUUGCCUUGAAUUUACUAUUUAUACAAACAGUAAGUGAUGUGGAUCGCGAAUGGAUUAUAGCAGUUCCAGAAAUACGGCAAAAGCUACGCAAUUUACAGGAACAUGGUUUCAAAAAAGAAUAUCUAGAAAUGGCCAGGCAGCUACCGCUUUAUGGUUGUUUACAAUUUUCGGCAGCAAUGAUUGACUAUCCCGAUCCACAAACUUCUGCAUUAAUUUCUAUUGGCAACAAAGAAUUGAGUAUGCGCACAGUCAGAGGUGCUAAAAUUUAUGAAACAAAAUUUCGUGUUACACGUAUGCGCUGUUGGCGUGUCACUGCCAUGCAUAAUUCACUCGAAUCAAAAGACAAUCCUUCAAGCUUACAACUUUCCUUCGAAUAUUUAAUGUCUAAACAAACUCUACGCUGGAUAACAAUCACUAGUGCUCAAACAAUGUUGAUGUCCGUGUGCUUACAAUCGAUGGUGGACGAAUUACUAAAUUUUAAGGACUCGAAUCAAUUGGACACCAAAUCAAACAAUUCUACCAACUACACAAACUCUCCACCGCCUUCUUAUGAUUCACGCAACGCUCGUAUAUCACAAUCGUCCUAUUCUCUGUCUAAUGAACAAUCAUCGAACACAUCCACAUCAUCUUCGACCUCGUCACCAACGGCUCCGGUCAAAUUUAUUGCCACACAGCGUCGCACAAAACACAAUCCCAAAAUAUCCACUGCCCAUUCAUACUCUGCAGUCUUCUUUAGAAAUGCUGAGGAGUCUGUGCAUAAUGAAGCAUUUGAAGGUAUUGGCGAUGAUGAUCUCUAAUUCAGCUGACUGAUCACAAAGGUUGACAUUAAUUUUUUUUUGUAUUUUUAAUAUCUGUUCAAUUUAUAAAAGAGUUGUUGUGUUUGUA
Teleopsis dalmanni is the source of this 1765-nucleotide messenger RNA. RefSeq names its product sorting nexin-17 (gene Snx17). Gene Ontology annotation, cellular component: early endosome. The record is from RefSeq and is a predicted model, not a curated record. Lineage: Eukaryota; Metazoa; Arthropoda; Insecta; Diptera; Diopsidae. The coding region runs from base 205 to 1677 and encodes 490 amino acids. Gene Ontology annotation, molecular function: phosphatidylinositol binding. The transcript has a single exon. Gene Ontology annotation, biological process: intracellular protein transport.